This is a messenger RNA of Xyrichtys novacula (pearly razorfish), 37715 nucleotides long. Lineage: Eukaryota; Metazoa; Chordata; Actinopteri; Labriformes; Labridae. The record is from the annotation of a GenBank genome assembly.
AGGCGAAUGCGGUAGGCUAGGAAAAAAAACAAGCAACGGCAACGCCGGAGAGACAAGACGGGCACAGUUUACCUCCACAUCACAAGAUCAUAUUUUGGUGCGGAAAUUUCACGCCCUGUCGGGUCGUGUUACCGCUGGAGACGACUGUGGACACUCACGGGAGGAAACAAUAGGGUGAGUUUGACUUGUUUUCAACUGUGGAGCCGGUCAGAGUCGAAGGAAUCGGGCUUUAGGUGGGGAAAAUGACGAUGUGGCUGUAAUUUUUGCACCUCCUUUUAUGUCUCAAAAUGGCGGAUAGGCCGCUCGGACUGGAGCAGCAGGUAACUGUCGGCGGACUUUAUCCUUGCGUCUCUGCGAACAGUAAUGUGCACAAUUAGGUUGACUAAUGCUUGACAAAUAUGUAGUUUGAUUUUAGCUAAUGUAGCUGUAAACAUGUUACCUAAAGUUGAGGCGAUGGAGGAGCCAACUUUCUGACUGCACCACCGGGAAGCUAACUUAGCUAACGAUAACUUCAGCUAACAUUAGCUAACGAUUUCAGGGAGAAGAUAAGUCGUGUUAACCGACUGGCAACGUCGUUAGGUCCGCCAAAGUCAUGAGAGACCACGGCUAGAGAGAGACGCUCUCAUGUGGAGGUUAUGGUAAAGUAGACGUGAAUUUCUGAAGCCUUCAACCAACACCCUAAGUUAGGAAUAAUCUGUAAUUAGCACAGUUUGAACUGCCGACAUGAACUCUGUUGUGUUUUUUAAGUCAAUAAUAUAACAGUAUGUAGGCCACACGACUGUUUUUAUUACGUGUACUGUCCCAUUUGUGUUACAUUAUAUAUAGCAUGGAAGAUAUUCUGCUUUUAAUCGGCGAUACCGCUGUGCUACUGCUGUGUUUCAUGUUGAUUAAAAAGGCAUGAAGAGACUUUUUUUUUACAUCCAUCUGUAUCCAAUCGAUCAAGAGCUAAACCAUUGACAAUCCUGACGCAGUUUACCAACAUGACAUGCCCCCCUGUAUAUGUCGUCUGCUGUUUGUCAUCCUGCUGCCUUGCUCAGCUGAAACUCUCAUCAUAUCUGCGCCUCUCUCUGUGUUCUUCAUGCGGUUUGUUGGCAAUGUUAGAAAAUCAGGGUGGAGCACACUGAAGGAGCUAAGUUUGUAUGUACUGCGUCUACUCACUGUCCAAGUGUUUGCCUUUUUUUUCUCUGUUUGCACUCUGAUUGUGUGGAUGUAAGAUUGAGUGAUUAAUGGGUAUAUGUGGACCGAGGGUUUAUGAAUGCAGUGAUCAGUGAGGUGGCUGUUCGUGUUACAUUUGGGAAACCUUGGCAUAGAAUAAAUCUAGGAUCCUGGAUUUUUAGGAUUGCCUUGCAGGUAAUCUCAUGGGUUCAAAGACUGAAAAUUAUAUAUUUUUUUGUUUUGGGAAAAGCUACAUCAAGAAAACUGACUUUGUAUCUCCUGACUCACUGUACCAUACUCAGGUAAGAUGUCAUUACAUCUUAUUCAAUGAAUCCAUUUGGAGAGGCGUGGAACCACUGCCUUGUCUUGACAUCUGUAGGUUUUGCUGAUGUGGGCUUUGUGAAUUUAGCAAGACAUAUGUAGCUUUCAUGAACUUAUCUAUUUUUGGAAAUGGUUCGUAAAUUGGUAUAUUCAAUUCACCAACUUAAACAUGACUGUUGGAUGAAUAUGCUGAUCUCCUGUGCAGCAUGGUGGGUCAAAAGUCAGUAAUGGGUUAUGUAUUUGUGAGCCCAGUUGUUCCCUAUUUUAGAGGCCCUGGCAUAUUAUUUGCAUGGGAACAUACCAUUCUCUCAUGUGACUGUAAAGCUAGGCCUUUCCAGUCUCAAGACAAGCAUCCCUACUUGUGAAAUAUACACAACCAUCAUUGCAGGUGCCUGUGGGUAUGGCGUGAUGGUUUUUCUUCUUACCAGUUGUGCUGCUUUGGCUUCUGAGAUCUUUUCUGCUGAAACUUGUCACAUGCUCAACAACGAAAAGGUGAAGCAUAGUGGAUCUUUGUGGGUGAUUUUUUUUUCAUAUGUGAUAAAAGUAGUCUUGGAGUUGGAAAGCUGGAGGGAGUCCCCGUCUUUAUUUUGUGUCAACAGACAAUGGGUAGACUGAGAGGCUGUGUGACAUUGUGUUUGCUGUGGACUGAAGGGCAGACCCAUAUCGCUUCUCUUCCCCUGAGGUGACAGCAGCAUAGAGGUUGACCUUCCUGACAAGCUGCCCACCAGCUCGCAGACUGGUCAUUGCUGGCCUGCUGCCAAUGUAAACCGCCUGUCAAUCAUUAAACAGCUGUUCUGAUUUACUCUCUGACUUUCUGUUUGCACAGCAUCUUUCUGCAGAUUGUGAGAACAUGUCUGUCAGUGCUGGUGUAAGACUUCCUAUCACCAAGUCCUAUAGCAGUUAGAUCUAAUCACAACAAUCACUUAUGGUGUUCCAUAAAAUGAAAGGUUUGAUCUGGAAAGGUUUGAUACCAGACUGAUUGACCUUGCACAUCCAGUCAGUUUCCGGUUUGCCCUGAUGCCAAACUUUAAUCCAAAUACAAAUGCAUGAGUGUAACCAGUGCAGGUGGGCUUGACUAAUCCAUUUGCUGCUCCAACAAACUUCUAGCUCACUCCUCUUCUUGUUGCCACUGUGUGUCCAAGCUUCCUUGGUGAAUAUGUGCUGUGAUCCACUGAUUGGGCCAUUAACUGUAAAGAUAAUGGCCAGACAGGAAGAUACAGUCAGGAAAGAUUGCUUGUUUCAUCUGCUGUUUGAAACGUGGAGGAACAGUUCAGGCUGGUGUUUCUACCACCUGCUAGUGUUUUGUGUAAACGGCUCUUCCUCUUAUUGGCCAUUGAACAAAGAUGUUGCUACCCACAUACUGGCACAUGCACCUUAUAGGUCAUAACGGCUGCAGAUUGAAAGCUGAGAAAGGUGUUUGUCCAGUUAAUAAUGAAACAUCUUAGAGAGGAUGACAAGCUCUUGAAAAUAGGGGAUGAUUUACAGAAAAAUCCGCCUCGCAGUGAAUCUCAAGGUUCAGAUUCCUUCAGUCGUCUUUUUUUAGGAUCUGGAAUAAAGAAGCUGAAAAAGCUAAAGACAAAAUUCAUUUGCAUUGUCUACUAAAUAAUAGAUGUUUGUCUUGUUUAUAUCAACGCAGAGAUGCACUUUAGCAUGAUUGUUUGUAUGUGUUUGGGUGCCUCUCAGUUAGAUAACUUAUAGUUGUUUUUAUUGCUCAAGCUACCGCUAAAACCAAUGUCUAAACGGUGAAACGGUCAUCACUAAUUCCCUUAAUCCCCAAAAUAGCCAAGUUCAUCAGAUAGGAAGUGUUUGGAUCACUUUGCGGCUUUGUUUUGUAUAAGUUAUGCAAGUUUAUGACAUUUUAACUUGACCAAAUGGAUUAAAAUACUGAGUGUAAAAAAGUCUCUUGCCAUUGGCAGAGUACAGGGAUGAGGAGUUCCCCUAUGAUGAUUAUAAAACAGCCUUUUAGUCAGACUAAAGGUUCAGUCAUCUUUAUAAAAUGUCAUUGAUUUCCAUUUGUUUUAAUAAUAGUUGUGGAAUAAUCAGCUUUUGGUCGAAAUUUUCAUGCAUAUUUCCCAAUUUGUCUGUUUUUGUGCAGUUUUUUUCCACGGGUCAAUAGAGCAGGGCUGGGUCAGACAAAGGGUGAUCUAGGAUACAAAGCUGAAGUCCCAAACAGAAAAUGAAGACACUCCAGAUUCCAGCUGUUUCAGAUGUUUACUUUUGAGUGAUGUAACGAGACAAGUGGAAAAAACUGUGAAUACAAGGCGGUGAUAACUGUCAGCAUUGUCAGCAUUGCUGUGAUGGUUGUUUGAUGAGUUGCUGAAACACAGUUUCACACUAGAGGUUAAACUUGACUUAAAACUGAUGGGUUCCUUUUGGUCAUCAUGCGGUGCUCAUAUUGGGGAUGUUUCUUUAUUUUCAGUUAUUAAAAUAAAAUAAAAAAACCUUGGCUGACAUACACAGCAGGUUGAGUAAUGCACAAAUGUGAUAUUGUAUUGCCGACUUAUAUUUUACUUUUAGAUUAUAUAAAUGUCAUGAAUGUUUGACUGAAAUACAUUGACCUGAGCUUCAAUAACAUUGUGUUCUGAUAUAUUUGCAUGAUUCUUUAUUACUCUGAUCGUUUCCUGUUUUAGUUACCAUGUUUGUCUGUGGUGUCAGACAAACUCAUAUAUUCCUGUUUUGAUGCAAGAUGGCCUAUCAGUCUUGCAUGUGGUUUAAGCAUCAAACUAGUAUGCUGUAUGCUAUACAAGUUGAACACUGAAUCUUGCACAGCAUGUUAUCGUUAUCCCUUUCAUCAAAAUACUCCCACACAUCCCUUUUUCUGGUCAUGGCUGACAUGGUGCAUGUACCUGUAAGCUAAUUUUGUGGUAAGAAGUGUAAAGAUACUCGAGUAAUGACAGUCAAUUGAAUAUUGGUCCCCAUCCCUAGUAGUAACAUGUAAUGUGGGUAAGAAGGAGAUGGUAGGUAGGCAGGGCAGGGCAGCACUGAACUGUGUGUGAGUGUGUGUGGCACUCCAGUUGUGUGUUAAGAGGUUGUGCCUUUUGUGCUUUCAUAGCGCUGUAGUGCAAUUACUUAUCCAGGGCUACAAGACUCCCAAACAUCGCAAUUAUGAUAUGCACAUGCACAAUUGAGACAUCAGAGGACAUACAGUAUCAGUCAUUUGACAUAAAGACAUCAUGCUGUCACGACUUCCUCCUUGUCUAGGGUUAAUCUAAAAUAAGUGACUCUCUUAAAUAUCUCUAUUUAGCCCCAUAUUUAAGAACAUGAAAAAAACUGACUUCUGUUCAGGCAGUGGCUGUAUCUUUGUCACAUGGUUAUAGAGUUCAAACUCGGAUGUGCGUUACAAUGCUACUACUGUCACAGCUACCAGCUAAAAAGACUCAGACAGUGUUAUCAUGCUCGUCUAGGUGCUGAAUACCUCGUUUAUACCCACGGCGCACAUACCUCUUAGUGAUGUGAGAAUGAUGUUGAAGAUGACUAUAUGUUCCUUGACAGAAAUUAUUGAUUAUGCAAGUAAAUCAAUUGUGUUUAUCUUUUAAGUUCAAGAAGCAGAGUGCUGCUGCCUCGAUAUUCUCACCUUCUCUUGUGUCUCUACUUCUGCAUGCUGGUGCCAAAGCUGCUGUCAGAGGGUUGAACAUUGAUACGAGUAAAAAGGAGGUUAGAUUUGGAAGUAGAAAAUAGACUGAAAGAUCCAAGAGUAAUGAUUAUUGUGUUGUUAAAAUUUACAAAGUUUCUUAGCACGCAAGAUUUGCUGCUUUAUCUGGUAUGAACUCCUGAAAUUUUUCAUAUUGCAGGAAAAAAAAUUGCAAUUUAAUUUUUUUUCACCAAAAGCAAAGCGAUGAUGAGACUCAGUUCCAUCAUUGUGGCAGACUUGCAGCAUGUAAGAAGCUAGUGAUAGAGGGUGUGUCUUCAGUAUUCUUUUAAAGAUAGCUCUUUAACACCAGAUAAUCUGCACAGACUCACCAGGAAAUUAAACGUCGUUUCAUGAGGAAGUCAUUGCCAUUACCGUUCCUGCUGCUACACAAAGAGAAGGGGAUCAAUGGAUGGGAGACGCAUAACCAUCAUUAACUAUCAGUGGGCAGAUUUAUGGAUGCACCAUGGCUGCAGUCCAUACCAACAAGACACUACCACAUUUUGCGCUCAGCCAAUUACCCUGAUUAUGUGGUUGUGCAAACAUUUUGCUCAAUACCGAAGCAACAAAUGAGAUUUGCUGAGCGGGGAGUCUAGCACAUUAAUGGAUGCACACAGCGAUGACAGCUGCCAGCAGCACAAAGGGGAGUAUCAAUAUAAAUACUAGGUGGCCUAAUUUCAACCAAGGUUUGUGAAAGAAGCAUGCUUUCUGACAGGACUAUAAGAGUAUGUCAAUACAGGGCUGUGAUAUGAUUCAUGUGAAUAACUGAUAAACCUUUUUUUACUCAAAUGGAUAGAUUUCACAGCUCGAUAACAGACCGCUCAUGUACAGUAGUAAACAAGCCAUUCACUAUUGAAUAAAAGGAUGGUUAGGAGGAACACUAAGGAAAUAUUCUUUUGGCUUACUUUAAUGGCAGCAGCUCAGCACACAGCCCCCUGUUUGGUUCAUUCGGCAGUAAGAAGGUUGAGAAAUAUUCUUUCACUGUUAACUCUGAAUUAUUAGAUGUGUGAUAAAAUCGUAACAUUGAUCACAAAUAAAUAACCUGCCCUCUUAAGCCGGACAUUUAACCAGAUACUUUUUAUUACGUUGAGCCAAAGUUAGAGCCAUUUUAAUGGCUUCACCGUAUUAUGUUGUAAUACCGUUGUGACCCUGAACCACAGCAGAGUAGUUGGGAAACAGCCAGAAACCCCCCUGCCGACCUGCAGUAAUCCACCCACAGUCAGAGGUAAGCAGACAUUUGGACUGGUGUCAGGUGGUGACAUCAGGGUCCAGAAGUUAGCUGUUGACUGUGUCAGGCUGCUCUCUGUUAAGCAGCCUCUCUGCAAAGUGAAAGUGUUCAAUGUUAAUGUGUUAAAUCAGGUAGGUUAAUUUUAAAUCUGCUGUCUUCUGUAUUAGAGCUGAAAUGAUCCCUCGAAUACCUCGAUUACAAAUAAUGAUCGAGGAAUUUUCUCUGCCUCGAGUGCUCGUUUAUAAGCUCAAAUCGUCACUGUUUCGCAUGGAUUCUUUUGAGGGUGACACAAUGCGCUUACGUCACCACCGUAGAAGGAGGAGUAGGCGCUGUUUAGGUUUUGCGGAGCGGAAAAAAUAAAUGAUGAGAGGGGCUUUUCUUGCAGUGUUGCCAACCUAGCAACUUCCCUUACUGAGGAGUUGGCAACACUGUUUUCUUGUGCAGAGCUCCAGUAGCUCAUGAGCACUUAGCCUUUGAGACGUGGGCGGAGACAGCGCUGCUCUGUACACUUCUCUUCACGCUAGCUUGUAGCCUAACAUUGCUGGUGUCGUAGCAGAAGCAGGUAACACAGGAACUAUUCAGCUCUCGGACACUAAUGUCUUUAGGAGCAUGAUGAAAGUUAAUAUCAUAGUUAGCUUUCUUACGAGCAUCUCAAUCCGCUAACGCACAUGCUUGUUCCGCGAUUGUCCUCUAGUUCUUCGAGUCUGGCCUUCAUUGCGGGGCUAUAAGAAAUCUAACUUGAUGUGAGUCUAUCAAAUAUUCAAUACUGUAUGUUUGUAGGUCCCUUAGUUGCUGUCUCAGCAAACAUAAGCAGUAGUGAAAAAGAGGAAACGUCCCUGUAGUAAUGUCACUGCUGCAUCAUCAUCUGAAAUGGAAGACGUGUGAGUUUUCCUCCAGUGCAGCUUCCUGCGGUGUUUCCACUCCUCAAGCUCACUCUCACUCCACAUGCACUACUGUUUCCCUCACUACUGUGUUUUCAUUCAGCAAAUCUCAAGCUUGACAUUGUCUCCCAUGCAUGCUGGUGGACAUAUAUGCUGGGUUGUAGUUUUGUCGAUCUGUUGCGGAUCCACAGAGGAAGGUAAAUUGGCUGUGUUUGUGGCUUUGUUUUAAUAGUCUGGCAGAGUCACAGUCAGGUUGGUCCCAGUAGAUUAAGAGGCUUAUUGCAGCUCCCAGUUAGUAUUCCGGUAGGAACCUGUUUUGGGACAGUGUUUUGGAUGGAAGCAUGGAUGUAGUGUAAAAAUAGACCUCAUCACAGUGUUGUUAUUUUUAUUGUUCCCCUCACUAGUACUCCACUCUUGGUAAUAAAUCAAUUCUCACACUAACAGUAAUAAAUGUUCUUCUGACACAAACAGUCACAAUGAUCACAUCGCACCAUCAGUUAGACUUUGCCAGCUCUUGGGGACUGAGCCGUGAUAAUGAGACGAUGGGGUCGGGUACAGCCGUUACUCGAGCCCGCUCUGCUGUGUCCUGUUUUUCUUUUCGGUUGGCAACCUGGGAGGAGAAGUACGUUGCUGGAAGAAUGUGGGUCAGCUCUUGUAUGUUCACACAGAGAAAGGAAUUUGCAGCUAGAGCAGACCAGAGCUCUUCAGACCUGACUGGUGACAUGACAGACAGAUUGUGAAGGAAGAUAGGAGGGUAAAGGAGGUGGUUUGAAGAAAUCUGAUGGAGGAGUUAAUGCUGGAAAAGUUUUUCUCAGGGGGUCACAUCCUCCUCCUGUAGAGAAUAAUAUUAGUAUUUUGUUGCGCUGUCACAGUUUGACAUUGUUGACAGCCCCCUUGGCCCAUUUUAUCUGCAUAUGAACUGGUGCAGACGUUGAUGCAGUACUCUUUUGGCCUACAAACAGUUUCAUCCCCACCCACUCUUCAUGUUAUCUAUCAUGCAUACCUAAUGCUGACUUUUCCCUCUCUCUCUCCCUUCUAGAUGCAGUGUGGAUUUUGCUGGUGACUGGUCUGCAGGCACUCCACUUUUCUUGUCCCUGGAGUCAGGCAGUUUUUUUUGAGGGGGGGCGGAUUCCUGCAUUCCCCGUCGUUCAGUCCGAGUCUUUUUGCUUGGAAAAAAAAAACAACAACUGCCUGCCACUGGAGUACACAGCUCGUCCUUGCCCGUGUUGCUUGGAUCAGCACAGCUCAUCUCCUGACCGAGGAGAGCGCAGCAGCUGCACAAGAUUCACCUUCUACUUGUCUGACCCCGCCGGCCCCGCCCACACUGCCCCGUCACCAUGGUGCUGUCACAACGGCAACGAGACGAACUGUAAGUCACCUGUGCAGCUCUCAUAACGUAGCUGAAAAAUGAAGAUGUUACGUUCAUAAUGAAUGUUUGUAUACAAGCUGUGUGUGUCAUUGUUGUACAACUGGAGCUGUAGCAUCAUGGGAUGUGGUAUCUUAUAUAAAAGCUAUAUAUAACAUUCACUUUCUAGUAGUUGCACACUAUCAGAUCUGGUCUUUUGCCCAUCUACCAAUGAUUGCAGCUCUAACAUUAUUGUUGUUUCCUUUUUAUUUUAUUCAAAAAAGUGAGAGAUCAGUAGUUUUGCAUCCAUUGUGGUUUUACAUUUAAAGCUAUACUUGAUUUAAUGAUGACUCUCAGGUGCAUGACAGUAGUUUUGUAGGUGUUAGCAAUUAAAGCACCACAAAAUGCCAACUAUUCUUAGAGAUUAAAAAUCUUGGUCACGGUCAACAGAAUUUUAUUUAGCAUUCCUUAAGCAAGAAGAUAAGAGUAAGAAGGAUAGGGAAUAAAUUUACUCUGUCGGGCACAAACGUUUUUUUGGGACUUCAAAUUGUGGAGUUAACAAAGAGUCGAAAGAGAAAGAUUAAUAAGUGUCGUCUCACAUCCUUUUCAGAGUGUGUGCAGCAGCUGAACAUGUCUGCUCUAUUAGAUUCCUUUUUCCUAAAUCUGGUUGAAGGUUCCUGAGCUCCCCCGAGGUCUUAUAGCUUGAUUGUAUUGAUCCUCCGCCUAAACUACACAACCCUGAAAAUAUUUAGGAUUCACCAUUCGCCCUUUGUGGCUUAAAGAAGAGCACAGAGUGUCACUUUUCCCCCAAAAUAAACUCAAUUGGGAGGGAAAAAAACGGUGAAAGUUCAGGCAGGCGACCGUAGCUUGUUCUUUGCAUGAUGGCAGAAGUGUAUAGGUUUCUCUUACAUGCUUUCACAAAAGUGGCUUCACGUUUGCUGUGCAGUGUACACAGAGCAAGUAGAAGAAGUGAGAGAGAGAGAGUUACUGCAUUUAUAAGAGGAAUUGUAAUUUGGCUUUGCUUAGUCGGUGAGCCAGGUAAUUAACCCCUGAGGCGAAGGGGGAAAUGUUAAAGCAGCUCUGUGUGGGACCCAAGGUCAUAGAGUGAGUUUGAAUGGCUUUGCUGAGCUUUUAUUUCUGUAUUGGUUUAAGAUGUGUUUCUUUUUUUUAACAAAAAUACAAUCGUUAUACUUUUCCUCUUCAGAUUUAUUGUUUUGUUUUUCUUGUGCGCUGAAAUGCAUCAACGGUCACACAACAAGGCUCUUAGCAUUCCCAACUGUUUCUCUGUUUUCCGAUCAGCUCUGUGGGAGGGGUCUGUUGGUAUGGAGAGAUCUGUUGGAAUGCUAAUCUUUUAUGCUGUUUGCCAUUCAGAGGAAGCUGCCAGGGACCCCUCUUCACCUCUUUUUUCCUCGCUGUUGCGCAAACCCUCAGCCCUACGGCUAACAGGGAACCAAUACGGGACCAUCACACAACUGCAAGUCGCAUUCAAGUAUCAGUCGCUGCCCGCCUGUUGGAGAUGUUGUCCAACUCAGUGGUUGUUGCUCUGAUUGAGAUUUUUUACUAUCAAGUGUUCCCAAGAUUAUCACUCCCAACUGGUGGCCUCAUCUUUUGAAGGCGAGGAUGGCACAGGCCGUAGUGGGAACAGCGACAAAGCGACUGUCUGCUUUUCAUUUUUAUUACUUCAUUGGACCCCAUUACAUCUUUUUCACAGGACUGUUUACUACCAGGCAGCCAAAACAAAUAGACUUUGAGGCCUGCUUACUAAAUUAAUUCAGGGUGCAACCGUUUAAAGCAGUUCAGUAACUGCAGAAACGGUCAAUUCAGGAUUGAUUGAACUCUAUUAAAUUACAGUCAGUGUCGUUGUUAAAUACAUUUUUUGGGUGUUUGAUAUGAGUGUGAAAGCUUUAAAUGAGGAGGAGGUGAGGACAACCUAUCAACCUGCUCUUGAACAUCUGCCAGAAAGACAGCAAAACACAAAUCACUCCUGAUGAACAGUUUAUUUUCAAAGAGAGAAAUAACCUUUCUCCUAAAAGGUUGACAUGUUUUUUUUUAAACUGCAGUCAGAUGCUAUGAUUACGUAGCAUCUUUAUAAAAACCCUAUUUUUUGAGCCUCAGCGAAUGAAAAGCACAUUUGUGUUUCUUUCCAGGGUCAGGGGACUCGUCCCUGCAGGCACAACGUAAAAAUAGACCCAGAACAUAAACCCUCUGCUCCCCUGAAAGACCUGGAGGCACCCAUGUGCAGAUGGGCUGUCUUUUGAACUCGCUUUCUCUACUCAACAAAGAAAAGCCCCUCAGCCUUCUCUGCGUCUUGGGCUCUAAGAUAAUUCAUGUGAUUUUUGUCCCUUUUACAUCGUUUCCCGGCUGUAAGGGUGAUUACAUAACAGAUUAAAUGCCAAGACCUCACACAUUCACAGUGCAAAAAGGUGACUUACAAAAGGUACAACUUAAGACUACUCUCAGACCAAACGCUGUGAUGUUAAGUUAUGAAAUGACAGAAAACAUGUGCUACUCCAUGUCUUUACUGUCUUUAAUUCUUGUGUAAGCCUUCCUUUAUUAUCACCCUCCUUGCAGCUAUGAAUCCAGUCUUCACAGGUCUCAGCAUACAGGCUCCAGUCAGUGUGAAUCAAAACUGAUUAUGUGAAAGAAAAAAUGGAGGAUGCACUGCUAGCAUCUAAGGGUGUGGCAAAUACUCCUGAUGCCAAUACUUGCAGCAAAAACAGGACUGAGAAUAAUUAAAACCACAAUACUUUGUUCUACCAAAAAUAAGAGUCCUUUGUGCAAAAGCGUAUACAGUAGGGGAUAGCUGGGAUUUUGUCCAUCUGUACAUCCCCCAACAAAGAAUGGGAUAUUGUCAUGAUGGAAACAUAGCAAUGCAUGCUAAAGCAGGCUUUCAUAUUGAUUUAGUGUCCUUUUAAAUCAGUGGAGCUGCAUAACUUACAUAUACCUUUUUUUAAGGCAUGAAUUUAUUGAUUUACCUGUCUCAGAAAACAGUCUUGUGAGUUAAAGGCAAAAACUGAAAUGUUUUUUAUUUAUUGCACUGAUUGCGUAGGUUGCGUCCGUUUAGGGUUCACAGAUGGUGGUCACAUACCUUUGGUUGCGUAUCAGUGUCUGGGUGUGUCAGGUUCUUCCUCGGAGGGGCUGCACUAAAAACAUGAUAUUUUGAAGCACACAGACGAGGUCCCACAUGCUCUGAGUGCUUCUGCUGGUGCUCGGUGUAUUGAUUGUGGUCUCUGCAGGGAGUCCGUCAGUCAUACAGAUCUGAGUUAGCCUCAGGACUGGCACACACAUAGAUUGGCAUAGUUACUAUCUCUGUUGUCUGAACCCACUCAAUCAUUUGCUGCCACCUGUAUUCAAAAAAGAUUUACUCAUCCAGUGUCUCUGACUUAUUAAACUUUCUAUCCAUGUAUCGCUUAAUGAGUCAGGCACUUUAAAAAGUUUAUGAAGUUGUGUAGGAUUUUCCUGUCCGUCACGCAGCAAAUGUGUGGACUGUUUUUCUGACCAAUUAUCAUGGUGCUAUUUAGCUUUCUACUGAAACACAAAUCACCAUUUAAAUGUUCUUUGUCAUGCAGAUGUGACAUUUUUCUGAAAAAGUCCUUCGAUUUAGAAUUUUGUCCUGUUUUUAAAAAUACAUUUUAAACAUCUAUGAAUUCACACCUGUAAACUUACCAUACCAAACCAUCGUCACACAUAAGGGAGCCCUUUUGUGCUGGUUUUUAAGACAUAAGGUAUGUCACAUAGAGGUGAGCAGGACUGUGUUAAACCAGACAUUUAAUCCAUCAAAUACAAGAGAAAAUUUGUUCUACCUAUAAAAGUUUCAGCCCUUUCCUUUUCCCAAAGUUCUUAUCAUGUUAAAGCCCCUUAGAUGGGAGACUCAUAAUGCUGUUAAUUUCAGGGUGAGACAGGUAGGCUGUGAGGAGAGGACGAGCACUCUUCUUUCAUACUAGUAAUGAGCUCUGCAGAGAGGAUCAACUGUGAAGCUAAAAAAAAAAAAAACUUCAAAGUAGACAGCCCCUCUUCCUUUGCUCCUCAUAAGAGAGAAAAGGUCCAAUCCAGUCUCUGAUUUUCUGUCAUUUUUCUACUCUUGACUACCAGAGGUGUCUGUGUGCUGAAUGGAUUUAGACCAAAGUGCAGUAUGAGCCUAAAAACUCAAAUGUCUGGUUCUGUCACAUGAUGAUGGUGUUGGAGCUGUUGGUUGACUUCAAAGCUGGUUGACUUUUUGAAGUCCUUUUACCAUGUACUGCAGGUCAACAAAGCAUUAAAAGAAAGACCCAUCAGAUGAGCCUCUUUAAUCACACAUUAUGGGCAAAGAGGUUAGAUUCUUUAAGUAAACCAUAUCUACUGAGGCAUAAUGUUUAGUUAUUUCUAGGGUUGAGUGAUUAUGUUUUGCACAGAGCUGAAAAAUGAUUUUUGUUGUACUGGAUUAGCAAGAACACUGUGAGGAAACAUGCUAAGGCAUGAUCAAGCAUGUUCUACACAGUCAGGGCUGCAGCUAAUGGAUAUUCUCACCCUGAUCAGCUGCAAAUUAUUUUUCCCUCAGCCUUUUUUGUUUUGACAAUAAACGAUCAGGAAAUGACGAAAAGCUGAUUCAAUUCCAGCCAAGAAAAAACGGGUAUUAGUCGCAGAUUUCGUGGAGAUCCAACUGUAACCCAGUAAUUAUGCAAUUGUGUCCUAUGACUUUAGAGGAAUGUUUCUGGGAACAAGCUCUCCUGGUCAAGUUAUCAGCUGUUAAGACGGAGGAAUAAGCUUUACUGUUGUAGCUUUGAAGGGGCCUUCUAAGUUUCUGUACACAUUGUAGCUCCGCUGAAUAUUUCUCGUUACUUCCUCAGAAUGAUCUGUUCAGCAAAUGAAGGGGUUCAUUCUCUACAUUUUUUUCUUCAAAUAACAUGAAUGGCUGCAUUUAGCAUACCUGUUGUUGUAUACCAAGGGUUUCAGCUGUCAAAAUAUAAGCAAAGAAAUGGAUGUUUCUGUUUCAAGACUGAAAAAGAUCCAUAGAUAGUUGUGUUUCCCACAUAUGUAUGAUACAGGACUAGCGUUCGGCCCUCUAGCAAUGUUUCCCACAUAAAUAUAUAUAAUACAAGGUUGGUGCUCGAUCCUCUGACAGCAGCUCUGACAUGUAUGCAGAAGUAGGAACACAACACUGUAUCAGUUCAGUGUUUCAUGGAGUGUUUUCUGUGGUGUACUGGUGCAUGUUUGUGCGGUCAUGUGACAGAUAUAAAUACUACCUGUAAAGUGGUCAUUUUCUCUAUUUAAUUAGGAGCUUAAGUAAUUUUAGAUACACAUUGAUCGUCGAUGACAAUUAGGAAGUGGCGUCAGCAUGCUACAUGUCCUGCAUUGUUGCCAUGCACACAUCACAGUUUCUAUGUUUAGAGGACGUCUCAUUCAUCUCUCGAUGGUUGGUAGUGUCUGUGUUAAGUUUUAAUCAACACUGUUACAUCUCAACAAAUAUCACAGUAGGUAAAUGACACAGUAGUGCAGAAACAGCAGAAUUAAUGAAGUCCACAUGUUUGUAAAUGCAUUUGAAUAAAUUUUUAUAAUUGAUGUGAUAAUUACACAAAAUAGCUCACAAGACUAAAUGAUUGUUGCAAAGUGGUGCAGAAAUCAAAAUUAAUUAGGCAUCAAUUAGGCAAAGAAAUAAUCCGAACAGAGCAAAAAGGUUAUUUGGUGUUAAGGAGUUUCUGGGGGAGAUACCUGGACCCCUUGAUCAGGAAAAUAGUAACAACCCCUUAACUAUUUAAUCACAUUAACAAGCAUGUUUUGCAAAAAGAGGAACAAUAUUUUGAAUAUAGUCUUAUUCAAAUCUAGGAAAAAGGAAUUGUAUCAGUGUAAAGAGUGAAAAAAUGUGCAAAAAUGUAGCCCCACUAGUUGUGGCCUUGCUGUUUGAAUAUGCAUACUUGGCAGAGGUAUUGGUAAUACCACCAUCCAGCACUUGUAUGUUGUUCUUUGCUGUUCGGACUCUUAUGAUCAUCAGUCUCUGGUUUAACCUGUCAACUCUCAGAGCCACCAGACAGUAUUUUGCCUCAACAGUAGACAGUUGUACUUGAACUUUCAAACACUGCAUGUCCAAAGAGUUGUAAAAACUGUGAUUUUGAAAAAAAUCAGUUAGAAGUUAAAUAGUUAAUGUGCUGAGGAACCUUACUAAGUGUAGUCCUUAUGAGAAAUUCAUCAAGGGUUCUGAAAGAUUGAACAAGUCUAUACAUCAUCUAGUCUGGAAAGGCUCCUUUUUCUGUGGACAGAUAUAUGGCUCAGGACAGCGCCCUGGCCAGGCAAGCAAAAUCCUCCUGAGAUUUAUAGAGCAUUUAGAGUUUGUCUACAGCUGAGCAGAGCUCUGCACUUACUGUGAAGGCUGAAGUGUCAGUAUGCGAUGCCUGAGAAGCACUCUUUGAAAUGUGUCAGAAUUGAUGCCUAGAAAAGACCAACAGUUGUGUCCCUGCUUGGUAACUGAUGUUAGACAUGAUGGUUUUUGUUGUUGUCAUCACAGUGUAGACAAACACGACCAUGUUAAUGAUGGUGACAAUAGUGGUGAAUGGAAAGAGACUUAUACUGCUGCAGCCUAAGUUAAUGGUUUGACUUUUACUGCCUACACUGACAACUAAUUCCCCUCAUAAAUCACCCUGAUUCUCACUGUUGGCUGAAGAAUCCUCAUUAUUAGCAUAUUAGAAAUGUGUGUGAAUGUGUAUGAUAAUUGGAUUGGUUAUUAUAGUAGAUAGUGUUUCAAAUAGUGGUGGGUGGUGUAACAGUUCCCAGUGUAAAUACAUAUUUAGAUUUUUAAUACACACACAUUAUGAAUGUAGUCCUCACGUGGCAGAGAUUUGCUUCCCCUAACACUGAUGUGGCCACAGUGGUGUGUAAAAGAAGGUAGUUUUUUGAAGUAAUUUAUAAUCUACAUCUACUAGACUUAAUCAGAGCAGAGCCAUCAGUGAGCCCCGUCUCCUCCUCUUCCUGUUAGAGCAGGUGUAAGUUCGUGCUCUUUCCUAAUUUGUGAGUGGAUAAAAGUGAGUGACCAUGUUUUCAUUUGUAAUCCCUUUACACUUUUUACUGCUACUGUCUCAGAUACCAGGAAAAUGCUCAAUAUUAGUAGUCUAUUAUUGUGUUAUUGAACAUCUGAAUUGUCUUGGACUUGAAAAACACUGCUUUAAUCUGGUAUAAAGUACAUUUUUUGAAAAGCAUUACAGCAAAAAGGAGGAGAUUGCAACAUUAGUUUUUUUCUAUAUCAUGCAGCUCCAGUAUCAAACUACCAUGGCAGUUAAAAGUUCACUGAGCUUGAUGUUUAAUUCUGGUGUUGUUCAUUGUUAAAAUGGUAGAAACAUAGGUUUAUGUUUUAUAAUCCAAUGACCAUUGAAGCAAAGCAGCUUUCACACAGCUAGGUAGAGCUUAACUUGUUUUUUUGACCACAUGAGUUUGACUUCACGUGGUAUACUGCACACUUACAGCUGUUAAGUGUUGUUAAAUGUUUCAUCCUGGUGAAUUUAUGUGAGCAGGAAACAUACAGCACUCUAAGAAAACUCAUAGAAUCGCUGUGAGAAAUUGUCUUGUCACAAAAACGAUGCGAAAGUGAGUGAUCAUGGAGCAGGAAAUGAUGGGAGGAAGUCAUGUUGUUGUCAGACUUGCUGCAUGUCUGACUCACCUCUCUUCUCUGAAAGAUUAGGUCAUCCUUCUCUCUGUCUCUGUGUCACAGGCAGCUCUCUCACUCCAUUAUGACUUUACAGCAAAUGAGUGAGCACUUCCAGAUGUCCAACUGACCAGCGGGCUUCCUUUCUGUUGUCAUAUCUGGCCUCUGUUUCAGUCUCAUAGGAUAUAACUGAUAAUUCUUGGAUUUUAUUGAUACUGAUACUGCUUAUUGAUACAGUACUACUGUGGACGUGUGUGUCCUUUUCAAAACUAUUGAAAUUGCCUUUGAACUCCACUUUGGUUAACCCUGUUUUACCUUUUGAUAAUCCAAAAUAGAAUCCAACAAGUGAUUUGUCUCAUGGCACGGCAGGUCCACCCGAACACAAGCUGAGUUUGUUCAAAGUAAUGUAUCACAGUUCAUUUUAUUGAAUCAGGCCAAAAUUACAGCUACAAUAGAGACUGUCAGGCUUUCUUUUGUUCUUAUCGCCCCUCUGUCUUCUCUGUCCAUGUACUCGCCCUGCCCUCUUUCCCACUAUCUCCCCAUCACGUCAUCUAGCUGUGGGCUGCUAGUAACCAUGGAAACCAGGAGGUUUGCUCUCUUUCUGUCAACAUUAGUACACAUCCUUUCCUGUAUCUCAGUCUUUCAGGACCAGACAUACUGACAAUUACAUGUUAUUUAGUGGUUUAUUGUUUAUAUAUUUAUUGUGUCACAUGUAGAAAGAAACAGAGGCUAGACAGAAAGUAGCUGGUACUUUAUUUGUUUGUUUUUUUGUUACUGGUGGAUGUUUUUGUGUAGUUUUUAUAUAUAUAUUAUUUCAUAUAUCCAUUUUUAAUUGGAAGUCGCCCCUUAUGAACAUUGACACUAGGCCUGAACGAUAUAUCGUUUGACUAUCGUCAUCGCGAUGUACGUGUGUGCGAUAGUCACAUCGCAGAGCCUGCAAUAUUGGAGGUGAAUGAACUCAUUUAAUUUCAAGGGUAACCUACUGAGAUACACUCCAUGUGACUCUGCAUGUGCUGUGCAGCGAUCCACCAAUCGCCUUCGUCCUUAACUCAGUUGCCAAUCAGACUCACUUCUCAGUUGCCAAUCAGACUACCCUGCCAGCUGUCAAUCAAAAUCAGGGAGGAGAAAACCCACCCCUGCACAUGUUCUGCACAUGGAGGGAGACGUGUGUCCGCUGAGAAUUACUUUCGGAACUUUACUCAUGACUAUUAAGCCCAACAAAUAAGAACUGUAUGGGUUUUAAAUUGUACAUUUCCGUGGACCACUCUACUAUAAGCAGUGCGCGUUUUGCGAGGUGCAUGCAAUUCUCGGAGGACAUGCGUUUCUCGGCACAACACCGCUAACAACAACAACAACGAUCGCAAAAUGAACAACGAACAAGCGAAAACCACCGAAAAUGAAGAUUUGUUGCUAAAAAGAAAAGGAAAGUCAGUUGUCUGGAAUUAUUUCGGUUAAAAGAAGGAUGAUGUCGACCAAAACACGUCUUCUGUGUUCAUCUGUUGCCACAAUAACGUCCCAGCACAAUAAAAGCUAAAAAUAUCUCUGAGACAGACAGAAGCCGUUCUACUAACAUUCACAAAAAGAGGUAAGAUCAGAGCAGAUUAACUGUCCUCAAGAUUUCAGCAGUGCAGCAUAACAUUAAGUGCUAUUCAGGUCAUCUGGUGAAAAUACUGUAUUUUUAAUAUCGCAAUAUAUAUCGCAGGGUUGAAAAAAUCGCAAUAUUAUUUUUUUCCAAUAUCGUGCAGCCUUAAUUGACACUGAUUGCUACAAGUGACUUUAAGCACCGACCUAUCACACAGCGGUAGCAAAAAGCAGAGGUUCUCGAUGCCCAUCCUUAGAGAAUGGCCAAAUCACAGAUCUAGUGGAAUUUCAGGGUCUGUGUCAGGUUGACUGGAGGCACACCUGCUAAUAGACACUCCUGAGAUGCCCAGCCCACAUCAAAGCUCCCUCUUGGCCUCUGCUCCUCUACACCUGCUUAAACACUUUCUCUCACACAUACGCUCGCACACCUCCUCCUUCACCCUCUAGUUUCCACUCCUGCAGCAGGUAGCUUGUUAGGGGAGUAGAUAACCUCCCGCUAACCUUGAGCUGUAAUAGGGCCUGCUCCUGUUGUCAUGGGGAUUCAGAUGGGCAGAAGGAGUCAGGGGGAUAUCAGCAUUCAAAACUGACCACGAGGGCACAGGGGGCACAGACUGGGCUGACAGAUUGCGCUGCCCCCCCACCACAUUCACUGGCAUCUUAAAGCCUCACCUGCCUGACAGCUUGUCUGACUCUGCCUACUCGCAUUAAUAAUGAGAUCCACCAUUUAAAAAUGCUAAACUUGCUCAUUCUGUGGUUCCAUAUGUGUUAAAAGUUUUCCUUUCCACUCUAAUGGGGAUAUUGUGGCUUUAAAAAAACAGCAUAAUAAAUAAUUAACUUUUCUGCACUCUCAUGAGAACCUAAUGAAAUGGAAAAUAAAAGCCUGACCAAUUAGACCCACCUACUUGAACCUCAUUAAUAACUCUAGGUAAAUUGAGCUGCUGCUGAGACUGCAGUCGUAAACUAGCCCUGUGUGUGGAUGUCUGUGUGUGUCAGAGAGAUUAAAAGUGUAUGUUAGCUGAGUGUGGGUUUCCCUUAUAGCCACCCAUAAAACCAGGAAAAGCACUGACAGCCUCCUUUCUCCUGCCCGGUCUAUUGUCUGCUCUAUCUGGACUUCCGUCUCCACAUAUUUGAAAUACUAAGAUGGUUUACAGCCGAUCUGAAAGAUAUUGGCUCCAAGAAAACAUAUUGACAGGCUCUCUAAAAACCUUUGCAUAAAGUGAAGUAAAAUAUGAAUGAUUAUCUCGUUUCAUGUGUGUGUGUGUGUGUCUGUCUUUCUUUAUACCUGGUGAUGUGUGCAUUUACUCUCAGCUUUCCUGAUAUCUACACCACAGGGAGUCAUCCCUUCUUAUUAUUUGCCCACAGCAACAAGAGCUCAUUAUAGAAACCAGACAGAUGUGAUCUGGUUUUGUGUCAAAUGGGUGGAGAGUGUGUGUGUCUGUGUGUGUGUGUGUGGGAGGAGGGGUGUGUGUGUAUGUGUAUGUAGGAGAUCAGGAGACUAUCUGUGUGUCUUGUUUAAGAUAGUGCAAAGAGUUAGACCGUAUUUGUGCUUGCAAAGCACAUUUGUCAUACAGCCAGAAGCGUGAUAACACAGUCUGAAUGUGAACGCACGCAGAAUUUACAUUUUUGUCUGUCACAUUUCCUGAACAUGCUCAUUUUCUGUCUUUGUUUCGCGGCGUUAAAUACAACUCCAUUUCCCAUGUUGCUUCCCAUGGCACUUUAACAACUAUCUUGUCUGCUAAUCAGGAGAACUAAUUACUGCUUUUCUUUGUCUGUUUCAGAAAUCGAGCGAUAGCCGAUUAUCUUCGUUCCAAUGGAUAUGAAGAGGCGUAUUCCACUUUCAAGAAGGAGGCGGAAUUAGAUAAUGUGAGUGGAUUAAGGGUGGACACACACAUCCGCACAGCCAAUCAGACCAGUUUUAACACACAAUAAUGCACUGAUUUGUACUUAAUUUGUCAUCUUUGUGAACAUGUUCAUGAGUGUGACCAGGGGCACCUGCACCCAAUUAUGGUGGUCGCCGUCUGAUUAGGGGCUCUUAGCUGCAUGAUCCCGCUAGCUACUUUCGACUCUCGAGCAGAGCCUCUGUAGUCUAUUGAAUUUGUUUCGUUUGAAUGUGGUUAAAUUACAUUCAUCGGCCCGUUUAAUUAGGUAAAUGUGUAUCUGUAAUGCAUCAACUACAAAAGUGAGCCAGAAAGUCAACCUUCUAUGAUUCCUAUAUCAGAUUUCUCUUUCAUUGUGGUUGAGGAUUUGAGCUAACUAUGUGGAAUCAGGCUGGGUCUGUUACAACAAAUCAGUAAAACUUGAAAAUAACAUCAUUAUGGUUCACUAAGCAUUAGAUAUCUAAUGGUAAGUGCCAAGGUGUAAAUGGAACAAAAUCUGCUUUUGUGUCUGUGACUGUAGGGUCACUGCAGAAGUGGGAAUUUUUAACAUUGAACUAAUUUAUCCUUUUAUAUGAUUCUUGUACUUUCAAGGAUUUCCUGUGCUUGUGUGAACCAUCAGCUCACUCUCCUGCUUUUGUUCAGCUGAAUCCUUUUUUACAGAAGACUCUUUUCAUCCUACUCUUCCUUUCCUGUCUCUCUGUAUAGCAUCUCUUUUUUUCCCCUUCACCUCAUGUCAACAACCUCCCCCCAUGGUAUCUUUAUUCACUCUUCCCCAGACGUUUUUUCCACGGCUGCCCUGUGGAAGCCGGCUGAAUAAUAGAUGAAUGGCAUGAGGAAAAGGUGCUUCCUGUUGAGUAUAAGCAGUCAGCCACACACUCCUUGUCAGCUUAACAACCAAGUUAUUCUAAAGCGGAAUAGUUUUGCAUUUUAUUAUCGAUCCAUCUUUUGGUGUCUAUUACGUGUGGUUAGAUUUUAUUCAUCAUGAAUUAAAUGUUAUUUAACAUUUCCUUUUAUGUUCCACUGUGGAUUACAGUAAAUAUUAUGGUUUUCAUGGAAUUAUUAAUAAGGGUCACUUUUUUCCCCCUUUGCUCUUUUUUCUUCUGCAAAAAAUUGACAUUUAUGAAUCUCGCGCGCACACACACACACACACAUGAAGGCAUUGUUAAGAGACUAGUGGUGCUGCAGUGAAUUCUGGCACAGCCCUUCGUGUGUGUGUGUUUGUAUGUUCAUAUGUGUGUGUUUGUGUUGUAAUGGGCAGAGUCUCCAGGCAGAUGGCAGAUUGGAUGAUGGCAGACUUGUCCAUACUGGAUUCCCUGUGUUCCCUCCUUGUCUUCUUUUCUCCUGUGUUUCUUUGUCAAGCCAUCAAUGUCUUUGUCUUUAUUUACACCUCAUGUCAGUCAUAGGAUUCACCUCUCAUCUUUCAGGAGUGUUUAAUGGAGGCAGUGGGGGUCCCUAUAACUCUCCACACCUCAAGGAUGUCUUUGUUUCCGGCCAUUGCUAGGGGACUAACUGUGAAAUUGGAGCGAAGUGCUAAUUUGCGUCCUCGCUGACACCCAUGGCUGCCUGUCAGUGGCGGUUUUUGACGCUUUGUUAGUGACAGCCACAAGGCAACAUUGUGUUCGAUGACAGCAAAACUGCUUAGAAUGAGACCACACCAAGCAAAGCAAAAUAAUCACCUGAGGAGGAAAGAAAUUCUCUUUAUUCAGACAUUUUGUUAAUGAAGCGGCUGUACUGCUGUGCAUAGAUAAUAGGGGUGUGCCAAAAAAUCGAUUCACACAAGAAUCGCGAUUCUAAUUUAUUACGAUUUAGAAUCUAUUUGAAAUGACCAAAAAGGGAUCCAGCCGGCCCAAUCUUCACGAAAAGCUAAAGUUUGGCAUCAUUUCGGAUUUUACCGAAUGCCCGGACACAUUGAGGCAUGGACAUUGUAAAACUAGUUCCAAGCAUUUCAGCAACACGUCAAAUGCGCGGGCUCACAUAACGAGGCAUCACCAGUUGAGAGAUACGAAGCAGACUCAGCCGCCAGCUGCAGACCAACGCACGCUGCAGAGCUUCACGAAGCUCUCCGCCAGCUCUGAGUGGGCAAAAAAAAUAACUUGGUCUAUCGCCUAUUACUUGUAAAAAUUCCAUCUAAGCAUAGAUAAAUACUUAAAGCUUAAUAAAUGUUAAACGUCUUCAUUUGUCAUUCUGUCUUGCACAGUGGAUCGGAGUAGAUCAUGAUCAGAAAUCAGGUCAGAAAUCAUUAUGAAUAAAAUCGUUUUGAAUCGAAAAUCGAUUUUAAAUCGAAUCAUGGCUCCAAAAAUCGGAAUCGAAUCGAAUCGUGAGACAGUAAAAGAUUCCCACCCCUAAUAGAUAAUGAAAGUAGUCUUGGUGAGCAGUGGCAGAGAGAACAUGCGGCCACAUUGUUUUGUGUCUCUCUCGCCAGUGAGAAACCGACAGUGCAUGCCAUGAGGGCCGUUACGUAAAAGGUAGUGGCCAGCUCGUGGUAUUAACCCGCAGGUGGAAUCAGGCGUCUGUCUGCCAGGGCGGCUACAAGUUAACUUCCACCGCUGCCUGCAGGACUGGGUGUGUGGCUGUAAGCUGCCUAAGCCCUUCUUGUCUGCAGAAGAUUAGCUUUUGUGAGAAGGAUUAGGACUACUGUGUGUGUUUAUGCGUGCGCAGUAUGCAUGUGUUUAUGUUAGUGUGCUGUACAGUAGGUUGGCGGUGUCUGGCAGUCAGAGUUGGCCUGUGAGGGGUAUGUAAAUAAUUCCCUGUCCUGUCUUACUAUAGCCAAAGACCUCAGCAUGCCACCCCAGCUGGCCCUCCUCCCAGAGGCCUCCCUGAUAAUGCUGAGUCCCUGACUUCGAUUGGCUUUCUUUGCAUGUUUGCCUAAUAGUUUUUUUUUUUUUCCCCCUCAACCCCCUCCCCUUCUUUUCCCCACAGAAUGAAGAACUGGAUAAGAAAUAUGCCGGCCUUUUGGAAAAAAAAUGGACCUCAGUCAUCAGACUACAAAAGAAGGUUUGUGGAGUUUUUCACAGUUAAAGAAAGCUUGUGGGGAUUGAAGCCUUGUGAAUAGUUCGUGACAUUUCUGCUGAAUCAACUGUUAAUACUAAAAGGAAGUCUUACAAGUCGGAAAAAGCAGUAAUCCAAUAGUUAAUGCAUUUUAAUUAGUUUAAAACUGACUGUAAAACUUAAAAGGCAAUUUUUAUGCCCUGGUGUAUUUAUGUACUCUUAAGUGUUACUGAGUAAAGUACUUUUAGCUUCAGCUCUGUCAAAUUGUCCCUGUACUCUAACCACAGGUGAUGGAACUUGAAUCCAAACUGAAUGAAGCUAAAGAGGAGAUCACUUUGGGUGGGCCUGUAACUCAGAAGCGUGACCCCAAAGAGUGGAUCCCUCGCCCACCAGAGAGGUACGCACUGAGUGGUCACCGCAGUCCAGUCACUCGAGUCAUCUUCCACCCCGUCUUCAGCGUCAUGGUGUCAGCCUCAGAGGACGCAACAAUAAAGGUCAGUGCUGCUAACUCUUCACAGCAGAUUUGUUACUAAGCCUGUCUUCCAUGUUGGCUAAUGACACAAACAAUUGGAUCACAUUACUCCAAUUCAGUGUCCAGAAAGUCAGAGGCUGGUCAGAGGUCAGAGGUGUCACUGUGACACCAAGAUGCCAUGAAAAAAGUAUAACCUUGCCGACUUAAAUCUUGUGAGUGUGGGUUUAUGCUCUCCAUAAUGGGACUGGUGUGAACAGUUUGACUGGUCUGCAGAAGCAGUCAACCAUCUGGUGGUUAUUCUGGUUUCGUGUCUGUUAAGGUCCUUACACACUGGGAUAUACGACGCGAAAUUACAAAAUAUUCAGAGACGACUUCUGACGCGCCACAUCAAGCACGAUGCGAUUUUUCCACUUUCCAAGGGGAAAAAAAGAUGCGUCCCAGGUGGAAGCGAGAAGACUGACACAACGGCAGACUGACUGUUGUCAGUUCUGAUUAGACACUAGUGUUGAGAUGGCUGUCUGUCAUGAUAGCAUGUACUGAGUCGGGGCCAGUACCAGAUAAGAACAUUAAACUAUAAUCCAUAAACGUAAGGUAACAACUGAGACCUAAUGGUGCUGUGACGGCAACGUGAUUGAGUUUGAGACAGUGAAAAUACAUAUGGUAUGUUGUAUCUGAACAGGUUAGCAUACACGCUAAAGUUACUUAGCACAGAUGAAAGUUUAAACAAAGACGUUUAGCAAACUGUUAAAGCACACAAACCAUUGUCAUAUGAGAAAUCCGACGCUAUGACUCUCCACAAGUUGUCCUUCAGGUCGUUAUCUUUGUAAUAUUUGUGUCUUUUAUCAAAAAGCACUCUGUUCUCCAACAUGUAAACAAUCAGCCGGUCGGCCAUGUUGGAUAUACCGGUGAAUCUGACGUCGCAACAACAUGAAAUCUGAUUGGUCAGAAGUGGACACACAGUAUGCGAAACUUUAGAAAAAUCGACCUUGAUACGAAAAAAUAAAUGCCGCAACAUCACGAAACGGGAAAACGUUGCUGAUGUGAACGCUUGUAUUGACAGGAUACAGGUUAGAAAAAAUUUAUUGACAUCCAAAAUAAUCGCAUGAAAAAAACACUCCCGGUGUGAAAGGACCUUUAAAGUAAAAGAGAUUGGUGUUUUCAUAAGAACUUAAUUAUCUUCAUGGUGGAGAUGGAAGAAUCUCUUUCCCCUCAGUCCAGUCAUGAUGUUUGUGAUGCCAGUGAGAUUUUGGUUGAAUAACAACUAACUGAUCAUCCAACUGACUGAAGGAUGUCAGCUCCAGUUUUUAGGAUAUUUCUGAGAUGACUGUGAUUUCCAAAACAAAUGAAGAGUCAUUGUAAACACAAGAACUUGGAUUUAUGCAUUGAGGUCACAGAUGUUAAUGUGCGUUGAAGAGUUGACUAAAGAAUAAUGUUAAUUUCACAAAGUAUAAAGUCAGACAUGUAUGGAUGUUGAUGGUAAGCCUCUCUAAAGCCUCCUUUAAGUUUUUGUGUUGACUUUGCGCUGUAGCCGCCUACUCCAUAGUGGGUAUUACGCAAUUGUUUGCUGGAGUGUCCGUGUCACAUGGCAGUACUUCACCUAGAUGCUAGAUAGCAGUGUUAUUUUGGUGCCUGUGAGUGUAUUAUGUUGGAGUCUUUGCUGAUAAAUGUUGAGCAGUUGUUGACAAAGAAGAAAAGAGAGGUGAUGUUGGAGGAAAUGGAAUGAAUCAAGCCAUGAUGCCAGAAAUACUGUGAAUGUAGAAAACGCAGUGCUGCAUACCUGACCCAUCAAAGGGCUUUUAGUUUGAAUAGUUCCAACUGGAAGUUUCUUUUUUGAGAAGGUGCAUGUCAAGUCAGAUAUAUAGGCUUCUCCACAGGUACUGACCUACGUGGUGUAGGUUGGAAGCAGAUGAGUCAGUCCAGUUUGUUUUGUAAGGGACUGUAAAUGUAGCAACAUUCUCCUCCACAAGGACCCCUGCUAUUGUUGUCCACAAAAUGAAGAAGCCCCGCCCCUUCUUUGAUGUGAUUGGUUGGCGACUAUAAUGUGAGAUUUACAAAAGGGGAAAUGUAAAAGUUGAACUAUUCUAACGGAGAGUGCUGCGUUUUGUUUUGUUUUUGUUUUGUUUUCUGAUGACUGAUAAUGUUGAACUGCUUUUAGUUUGAAUAGAAAGUAGAUAUUUCCAGUACAAACAAGUGUGUCAGUCACCACAGCACUGACAGCAGGCAGACCCUCUCUCCUUAUUACAAUUAUCAUAUACAGGAGUGGUCUUUUAAUUUAUCACCAGCCUGAUGGCAGCUUUAUUACACACAGCUUUUUCUCCCUCUCUUGGACGUUGCUCCUCCUCCUCAUACAUUAUUCUUCCUCAAUUUCCGCACUUCCUCGUCUUUCUAGCCCCAUCCUCGAUCUCUUAUCUCCCCAUCGUCUGCUUCCCCAGGUCCCAAAUAUAAACGCUAUAGUUUGUCUCUGAGCUAUUUUUGUUGCUGCAGCUCUCACCUCACUGCACAAUGCCAAUACUCUGAGCUGUUUGUUCUGCAUAUUUUAUACAUGAGACAAUGAGAGACAUGUGUAUCUCCACUCCACCCACACAGCAGGAAUUCCUUUCUGCCUUUUGGCAUCUUCUCCCUUCACCAAAACCCACAGCAGCCCCCUCCUCUUUGCCCUAACCCACACACACAUAUACACAUAUCCUGCUUCAUUUAUCUUCCACUUACGGCAUCAGCCGACCCAGCAUGACUACCCUCCAUCCCUCAGAAGGAGGCAAGCCUUCUCAGCUCCUUGUUGCCUUGUUGCCUCCUUUCUCUCCAAAGUAUGGCCUCACUCUCUCUGUACCCUCUAUUUCUGCUUCUUAACAUCUUUCAUUAUUUUGAACUCAUUAAUAAACCUUGAGUCCGUUGCAUUAAUUCAGGCAGAGACAGCCUGCUGAGCCCACUAAUAAGACCGAGCUGUCGUUUCAGUUUUAUACCCACUGAUAGUAAAAAGAAUGAAAAGAAAAAAAUUGAUUUACAUAUUUGUUGAUCUUGUGAAGAGAGGUGUUUUGUGAGUGUUUGUGUUCUCACUGAUUGAUAAAUUGAUACAGCUGUUAGAUUCGUGUUACGUUACCCCUCGUUAUAUAGACCGUGUAUAAGCUUAAACGUUCCCCUUCACGUCAGUGGAAGAGGGUCAGACAAGAUUUGAUAUGCACUCGUUGAUGACUCAAAACAAGUCUAAAAUAACAUUGUGUGUUGUUGUGCUCACGCAGCGCGGGUAGAAAUUACUUGUGCGGCAUUGAUAAUGAUGCUACUAAUGCCAUUAAUGCUACUUGCUAUAUAGACCGUGUAUAAGCUUGAACGUUACCAUUCACGUUGAUAGAAGAGGGUCCAACAGGAUUUGAUGCGCUCCUCGAUGUCUCAUAACAAGUCGGAAAUAACGAUGUGUGUUGUUGUUGUGCUCACACAGUGCGAGCAGAAUCAUUCAUGAAUGUAGGGGAAACACUGCUGAUACAUAUGAGUCCAAGGUAGAACUAUCUGAGAUAAAAACUAAAAAAAAAUUUUGGUGCAGCGUCUUUUAUUUAGCCGUGGCGAUGCGCCACAAUCAAUUGCAUGUAGGGGAAACCCUGUGAUAAGAAGCUGCAUUGACAGGAGGCAAAAAUACUGUAAUGCUUAAAGGGCUAUUGAUUAUAAAUAAACCAAUGUAAAAAUAAUUUAAAAGAAUUCCUAUUUUAUAAAAAAGGAAAUUGUUGACUUGUUGUAUUUGUAUUUGAAGAAAAUAUUUUAACAGGGCAAAAUUGUUGUCUGACUGGUCAGUAGCUAAAUGCAGAGACUAAAAACAUCCCUAAUCACAAACCAUGCCAAAAGCAGCAUUAAUUUGUCCAUGCUCACAAAGCUCCAAGAGGUCAGUUUUUAGAACUGUCUUGAUUUUAAGCGUGUCUCCUCAACUGCACCAAGUUUUCUUCUUCCCCUUUGUUCGUUAUCUCUCAUUUUUUCGUCCUUGUUUUCCCCUCACACCUUUAGUUCUGCCCUUCUCAGGGCCACAUCCUUCUCCUCUUCAUUCCUUGUUCUCCCUCUGGUGCUUACAUAGCAGAUCUCCCAAUGCAAAGAUGUUACCUUCAGCUUUCACAGUAUGUAAAUCAGUUUGUCUCGUGCUCGGCGCAGUGUUCACUUACAGGCCGGGUUGAUUCAAACAAGGGCACAGAGCUGGGGUGUCAGCUCCCUUAUUGCUUUCUUCAUAAAUGGUGUUUACAAAGGACGUCUAUGUAUUAUUGUUGGCCUUGACAAAAUGACAGAUUAUGUAGUAGAAGUCCAAGAUAUUAAUCACAAUGAAAUAGAGUAGGAUUUUUGGCAGCUCUUUUAAUAAUGUCCUGGAGGUGUUACACCGUGUUAAGUUACAGGUAGUUAAUGGAUUAUAUUUGCAUUAACUGGAGGCAGUUUUGUGUGUGUAGACCUCAGCCUGGUGUACCUCCAAACACAUUAACUGCACUGAUCUUCCCCUGGAUUAAGCCCCCCUUGCACUUUGUACCUUGCAGCCAUCUGUACUGUCUGUAGCUUCCUUUCAGGGGGAGACAGAAGGACCAGUCAGAGGGGGAGGAGAGGGGCCUCCUGUCACAGUCUGUACAAAAUCCCCCACCCCAAGAGGGUGACCAAGGAGGGUUUAUUCCCUCUGUAACAAACCGUCUGCCUGCUCGAAAGCAAGAGACAAAACAGCUUUCUCAAAUUAGAAAACCGGGUUUGCGCCGUAUUGUCUUUGUUCCCAAACGCUGCGCCAUAAAAUGUCUCUGUUUUUAUCAGUACUACUUACUAACAGCAGUCUUCCUGGCUCAUGCAUCAAUGUCACUAGUAAUGCAUCACAGGAUCUGUAACUCGAUAUGCAAAGUGUGUGUGGUGUCUACAAACUAAGGCCGUAAGUGAUGAUGUCUUUUUGAGGCGUGGCUGCAGAUACUUCUCCUAUCAGCAUAUCUAAUUGCUGUAACUGUGAUCCGUCUUCUCUGGACAGUUUGGCUCUGGACAGUCCUGUUAAAAAAAAAAAACAAGAUGAUGUAACAUGAUGUAACUCUGCUUCGGUUCAGUUUGAGAUGUUGUGGCUAAGAAUAAUGUGUUUAUAUAUUAGCUACAACUUUGUAUCCCCUCAUAUGUUUCUGUAAAGCUCACUCAUGGAUAUGUUCUCUCUUCUGCAGGUGUGGGACUACGAGACAGGGGACUUUGAACGCACACUGAAGGGUCACACAGAUUCGGUGCAGGACAUCUCUUUUGACCAGACUGGCAAGCUGCUAGCAUCUUGCUCUGCAGACAUGACUAUCAAGCUGUGGGAUUUCCAAGGCUUUGAAUGCAUCAGGACCAUGCACGGUACGGGAAAAAAAAACAUUGUCUUGACAUCAUAUGAACUAUCAAAAAGUGAAACCAUCUGAAAAGUGAGCAUCCUACUUAAAUUUUGGCCACUUAUUAUAUUGUCUAUGAUCACCUCUUCUCAGUAGAUCCAGUCAUUGAAUUGUACACAUGGCUCAGGUGGUGUGUGAUAAGCUUCAUACACCAUUUUCAUACCCUAAUUGUUGACUAAAUAUUGGCAGAUUGGUCGGCAUGCGCCCUCCAGCUCUCCUCAUUUUAAAGCAUUGGAGUAUUUCCCCCCUAGAAGCCGCUCAUCAACCACCCAGGAGCAGCCAUAACACUAUGAAGUCACCCGUCUUCUUCUUCUUGUGAAGUCUGAUUAAGUGCCCAUUAAUGUCUGACUGUGAGGCACACUUAAAUGUAUAUCUCUGAUUAAACCUGUUUGGCAAACAGACUAAAGGAACUCCGGCGUUUUUAGACUUACACAGGAGGUGCGACUGCGGCAGUGUGUUCAAGAGAGCAACAGACUUCACCGGUGGCUAAUCUCUUGUUGUGACAAUGAAGCGCAGAGCUCCGGGCACAUGUUUUCAAACAGACAAGCUGCGUUCACUUCAUGCAGAAACACAUUCAAACAUAAACAUCCAUCCGUCAAACGAGGCCCUGCGUUUUUCUCUGUAUCGUUCUCGUUUCCCGUGUUUUGAAACUUGUCUUCACUUUUAGUCUUUCCUCUGCGUUUCAUUCACUCCUCGUUUUUCACCUCCUGAAAGAACAGAAGGCUAACUGGCGCAGUAGAUUAGUGCCGAUCUGGAAAGCAGUUUAAUUAUCCUCUUCAGCCACCGGAUAGCACUUAACUCAGUAGCUGUCACCCAUUAUUACCACACAUACACACAGACACAUAUAUGCACACACACACACACAUGCAGUUAAGCUGGCCUUUUAGAGUAUACUUACUGUUGUCUUCCUCUGUUUAGCAGCUUAAAUACGGCGCAGCAUGUAGGUAAUUAGGUAUCUCUUAUUCUCUGCGGUGCAAAGAAACUCACAGCAAAUAUUCUGUGUCUAAAGUCAUAUAAUUGACAAAUUACAGCAGCACUAUUAGUUUUUGUUGCUGCUUGUGGCUAAAGAUGUGAGAGACAAUGUUUUUUUUGUUCUACAAUAAGCUGCAGAAAUACAAACCAUCUGUUGAGAGAAAGGCUGGAGGGGUGGCGUGUUCCAUCUUAAAUUGUGCAGCACCUUAUGUUGUUUGGUAAGCAUCGCUAUGGUUUCUGGCUUUUCGCUAAGACCUUUUUGUACUUUUCCUUUUCAGGACAUGAUCACAAUGUUUCAUCUGUAGCCAUCAUGCCCAAUGGAGAUCACAUCAUUUCUGCCUCAAGGGACAAAACCAUAAAAAUGUGGGAGGUGGCGACUGGGUAUGCAGCCUCAUGAACCUUCCUAAAUUCACUGGUUGUGUUUCUUAAGUGUUAUGUAAAUAUAAUUGAUCAACUCUAAAAAUAGGGUCUUUGACAUCUGAUUUUUUGUCCAUUAGGUACUGUGUGAAGACCUUUACAGGCCACAGGGAGUGGGUCCGUAUGGUGCGGCCCAACCAGGACGGCACACUGAUUGCUAGCUGCUCUAACGACCAAACGGUGCGUGUUUGGGUCGUGGCAUCCAAAGAGUGCAAGGCUGAGCUGCGGGAGCAUGAGCAUGUGGUGGAGUGUAUCUCCUGGGCACCAGAGAGUGCCUUCCCCACCAUCCUAGACGCCACAGGCACCGAGGUAACGGGCUGCUUCUAUUCCUCCUCCAAACUCUUAUGUUAUAAAGGUGUAACAAUGUGGUGGAAAGGUUAGCGAUAUCUAGACAGCGACAAGCUCUCAAAGUUGUGUGUUUGGCAAUGAAACAAGAAGUACUCUCAUGUUUGUUAUUUCAUGGCUGUGCACAAUGGCUCUGUACAGCUCAACAACACGGUCCUGUACACUAUGUCUCAGGUCUCCGUCUGCAGAAACAACCUGUUCACAAUAGAUUAUCCUCUUCAUACUUUUUCAUGAUAGAUGACCUGAAACAAGCUAAUUUUAACAGCUUUCAUGUAUUGGAGUAUCAGAAUGAUGCAUUGAUUUGCUGACUGCCAGAUACCUGAUGCUGCACUGAGCUGCAUCAGAGGCCAACUUCUGAUACAGCCCAGUGAUGCUGGUUCCAAAAACUGGAAUUUUUAUCUAACAAGUCUAGUUUGGACAACAAAAAAGCACAAAAUGUUCAAAAAAAUCUAAUAAAACUUGAAAAAUAAGAUAUUAAGACACAGUAUUAUGAAAUUCAUAGUUAUAUUUGGAAGAAACUCAACAAGUCUGGCCUUGUUUACUAGAUCUUUGCCUCAGAGGCAAAGCCGUUCUAUUAAAAUGUCAAUUUCACGAUCAGAUCUGAUUUUCUUUUUCGAUAUUUUUUUAAUUACAAAACAUUUUAACAGACCAGUUAAAUACAGCUUUACCGGCACCGGUUAUCGCUCAGAUUUACCUGCCAGCUUGUUUGAAAGCUGCCUCUUCUAGUGAACUGAAAAUCUCCUGGUUUGUGAUGAUGUCCGCCUGCGCUGAAAUGCUUUUAAAAAUCUCCAAAAACAUUUUCGAGGGUCACCAUUACUUUAAGGAUAAUUUAACAGAUUAUUAAUUUCAUUGAGCUAAUCUGUUUUCAUUCAUUGUGGCAGGUGACAGCCAUAUAUCCAAGUUGGUUUCAUUUUUAUUUUUUUAAUACAUUUUGACUCCAGAUUAGUUGUGGGGCAUGAGCAAAUACCACUAAAGAAAUUAUUUUGUUGAAAAGGUACAUUUAGACCAAAGUGGUAUCUUGGAUUCAGUUGUACUUUGACCUUCUGUUGGGCGACUGACAAAAGCCCCCUGUUUCAAAAGAAGAAAUGCUGAAUUCUGUGUGUUUCUAAUGGAUUUCAACUUGAUUUUCCAUUGUUCUUUUUUUCCUCCUUGUGCCCAAUUAGUCCAAGAAGAGCGGUAAACCAGGCCCCUUCCUGCUGUCCGGCUCCAGAGACAAGACCAUCAAAAUGUGGGAUGUUAGCAUUGGCAUGUGCCUUAUGACACUGGUGAGAACCUACUUUGCAUUGAAGCGUUAGGUUAAAGAGUGAGGUUAUUAAACUGGAAUUUAAUUUGCUUUAUUUCAGUGUUAAAAAAUUUGCAUCAUGAUUGAGAUGUGCUGUUUUGCCACUGGCACGACUCAGAAUUGACUGCAUUUUCCCUCAAAAUAUAAUAAUUGCAACAUUGGUAGAUCUAUGUAAAACUUUGUACAUUAAAGUCCUUGGUACCAGAAACCUACACCAAAUGCAACAACCCGGUGGAGAACUUGGAUAUGAUUGUAAGCAGAAAAAAGUCAGUUGCAGAGGUUGAGGAGAAAAAGGUUUUAUUUUCCGCUGUGGUUUUGACACUUGCCUCCAGAGCAUCUUUGGUGUGCUCUUGCAGUCCAAGUCCUCCUGUGAGUGUCAUCAUUAGCCAGCUCUGGUGUUGUCUGGUGGUUCAGCAGAGUCUUAAGCCAUGGUGUCAGUGGGUAAUCUCUGUCCCCUAUGGAUAGUUUAGGCCUCUACAUAAGAGCCUUACAGGAGCCUGGUAGACAAAAAACAGGGGUGGUGUUAUCUGUAAUAAAUGGUAUUUUAUUUUUAUAUUGUUGUUGUGGCGCUCCUAAACUUUUGAGCCCUGAUAUCUAUCUAUCUAUCUAUCCCACAGGUUGGCCAUGACAACUGGGUGCGUGGUAUCCUCUUCCACCCUGGGGGCAAGUUCAUCGUUACCUGUGCAGAUGAUAAGACCUUAAGGAUCUGGGACUACAAGAACAAGCGCUGCAUGAAAACCCUGUGUGCCCAUGAACACUUUGUUACCUCUCUGGGUAAGCAGACCUCAUCUAUUAUUCCAGCCAGUUUCAAUCAAUUCAUUUGUAUUUGUAUGGCACCAGUGUUAUCUCAAGACGCUUUACAAACCAGGCAGGUCUUUACAACAUCGAGAUGAGAUUCAGUGUUAUCUAAAUGUAUGUUGGAGUUUGAAGACGUAUCCUGAUCAGAUAGAGUUCAUUUAUCCUUUUAAGUAGCUGACUACCAUUUCUUUCUUGAUAUGGUUAAAUAACGUUGGCUGGGAAUUAAAUAUGAUUCAGAAACUUGAUUAGAAAAUCAAUGUAUGUUAGAGCAACGGUGAUAUGAUUGAACUGUGGCUCAAAGCAGGUAUAUCGUCAUUGGACCUUUGAGACUCAAUAAAAGUAUCAAAGGUUUAUUUUUUUCUGAACCUGAAUUUGAUUCCCAUUCCUAGAUACAGAAUGUUUUGUUCAUCCAUCACCUUCUCUUUCUUUUUACUGCGCUACAUCUGAGGUUAAAUGAUGAACACAUGUGGUACUGAUGGUCUCGGGAGUUCCCUCUUUACUCCUGUAACAAUAGUACAGUUUUUUUCCUGGGAGACCUUUCAUGUCCUACUGUCGAAGGUUUUCAGUGGUAUCAAGACUUUUUUGGUCCCAGAAUACCAACAUACUGACAUACUGUUUCAUCCUGAGUGUCAUCUGCAUGACAAUGAAAUUCUCUGGAGUGCUUCAUCAUAGUAUUACCAAGAGGAGAUGAAGGAUUGAUCCAGACACUGAACCUUGAGGAACUCCUGAAGUGCAGCAGUAGUCUAUUUUUCCACGCUCACUCAGCAGUGAAAGGUUCAGUAUUUGUAAAGAAGACCAGUUCUUCCACUCUAGUGUGUUUUGAGUCCGAGGGGUUGCUGGCCGCUGGGGGUUAAAGAGGUAAAAAAAAAAAUAAAAAAAGAGCUCAAGGAUUUUCCCACCUCCCCCCCUCCUCAUAUCUACAGCUUUUCAGCAGAUCAAGGCUUGGGAACUCUCUUGAGGAGCUCUUCAGCCAACUUUUGCUUGGCAAGCUGUUUGAAAACCCAGUCCUUUUAAAUCCUGUUUCAAACAAAGAGGAUUUCGCUCUGAGCUAUUGAUGUGAUGAAUUUUUGAGUGGUGUGGGUAUAAAUGGGUGGAGGAUAAAGCACCUUUUGUUUCACAUCAUUGACAGAAACAUUUUUUUUCCCCCCAAUUUCCCUCAGUAUCCUCCUGACUGUACACAGAAUACAAAACCCUUAAACGGGUUGUUAAAACAGCCUGGUAAUCAGAUUUGAUCUCCAUUGGAUUCACUCUUACAUCAUUUGCAUGUUGGAUCAUUUUUCAGAUCGUUUUCGUUUGGGAUUUCCCAACCCAACCCUCAAGUGUGAUAGCAACAACAGAGAGGUUACAUAUGAGGAAUGGUGUUACAUGAAGCAGUGGUUAUUUCCUCUGAUCAUUUCUGUGUUUCCUCGACAGAUUUCCACAAGGCUGCUCCCUAUGUGGUCACUGGGAGUGUAGAUCAAACAGUAAAAGUGUGGGAGUGUCGCUGAUUUGGACCUUGGAGGAUUGGACCAUCACACCAAUUACCCAGACGCUCCUCUGGAUCCAACAUCCCCCCUUCUACCAUUCCUCUUCCUCUUUCAUUCCCUUUCCCUCCUCACUUAACCCAAACCUCACCCGCACAUCAUCAUCAUCAUCAUCUCUUCCUCCGGCUGCACUUACCACCAUGGUUAUCUUUCCAUCGCUCUCUAGUCCAACAACUGUUGUCCUUCAAUGUAAAUUAUUCCUGGAUGUAGAUCGAGCUAUUAAAUGUUACACAAAAAAAGUAUUCUUGCAUGGUAAUCCAAAAUUGUAUACUGUAAAUUUACAUAACGUCUAGAAGUACCAUAGGUUUACCACGGGGCUGGCCGUCUGUCACGCAGCCUUACCGACCAACCGAAGGCAGAUGUUCUUGACUGGGUGUAAAAUGUAGGGCACUAAAAACCAAUAAUUUAAGAAAUGACAGUGUCUUUAUGUGUAAGAUUUAUUUUUGUCUAUUUUUUUAUUUAGGAUUUUGUUUUCUCUGUUUUCUCUCCUUCACUGUCGUAGUCUGUUGGUGCCUAGCUUGGUGAAACGUUUGAGAGAUAAGGCAGGAAAAGCAUAUAUGAUGCGCUAAGAUGCGAUUGUCUGUGGGGCUUUGUUAUUGAAAUAAUCUGUAGCUUUAUAACAUCACUUCAAGUGUGCAUACCAUUUCUCUUCAUGUGGAACUAGGUAAUAUUUUAAUGGCUGUAUAUACGAAUGUUUCAAACUUUUGUCCUUGGACCUCGGGGGCUAUAAGAACUGCUUUGUACUCUUGUCAUGGUGGCACAUGAACCACUGAUAGGCUUUAGAUCAGUGAUCCCAUCUAAUGAAUCUGCAGAGAAGAAGAAGAAUAAAAGGUUAAUGUUUCAGAAGUCGCUGCUGUGAAUUGACCACACUGAGUUUUUUCAGGAGACACCCAAACUUAAACGGCACGUUUGUUCGGCUAUCGCCGCCAGUGAGCGCCCUGGGUCACAGUGACUGAGCAGAGUUCAGGGAUUACACCUGUUUAAUCUCAAGCACUUCGUCGUGUGCCCUUCUAGGAGACGAAUCCCUGUAACCUUGCAUGUCAGACUUUCAUUGAACCAAAGCGCUGCUGUCUACUUCUAGUCCUCUUAUCUAGUCACUCUUGGCACGAUAUGGUGUACUGUUGGAAUUGUGUAAAGUCCGAAGAUGCUCAGUUGUCCCAUGGUGCCUCUGAAGGCCUCGAACCAAAAGCCUAUGGUGGAAAUAAACCUGCUGAGAGGAAAACAAAAGCAUGAUUAGGAGUCAAAGUGAGCCCCCUGGGUUUGAUAUCUGGGAUGUGCAAAGAUCUCUAAAACUGAGGGUAAAAAAUGGUUUUGAAUGGAAAAAUUCAGUUUUCUGUGAAAAUAUGAAAUGUAAAUUAAGCUUGUGAUUCGGAGAUUUGGCAAUUUUGUAUUAUCGCACUAAAGGAUGAGGUGGAUGGAAAUUAAGGAAUAUUGAAGAAAAUGCCAGCAGUAAACAUGCUAAGUGAUCUGCUGAUGGUGUUUUGUCUUUAGAGAGCGUCUGAUGCUGAAGCUGUUCCUCUGUUUAGAGAGGGCGGCGGCAGCUCCUGGAUCAGAUUUAAAGGAGAACGCAGAUAAAUCUGAACAGAGAGCACCUCUAAUGAAGACAAAACGCCAUGCAGAUCACAUCACGUGUGUAAUGUCCUCUGAGUGGCUUUUUUCAAAUGUUCAGCUUUUGAUCUGUGUGGAGGGCUCAUUGUGAAACAGGAGGAUUUGUGGAAAGACUGGAUCUUACUGUAAACCAGUUCAUACUGUAGAGACAACCAUUCCACUCCCCGUGGAGGACGAAAAAUGAAACAUCUUGCUUGUAACUGUAGCUGACAAGAUGAUUCAUUAAUCUUGCACAUCCCUCUUUCUACUAAAUCUUUGGUCAUUGAUUGAUGAUCAAAGACAUUAAAAUUUAAUGCUGUUGAUAAAUGCAUAAACCUAUAAUUUCUAAUUAGCCUUUUCAUUCCAAUGCAGUUCCUGGCUAAUAAAGAAUUCCACUGCUUAACUGAUCUUAUCUUCGCUUCUUUGCUAUGUUUCUCCUCUUCCUGUGUGUAUUGGAUGUGGUGAUCUGCUGCUGAAGCUCCUGCUAGUGGCUACUGUGAGCCUAAUGUGACCUGUUGAUGUAGCACUGCUGCAUGUAAACCUGCGCCAGAGGCAGAGCUGUCAGAACAGUGUCACUGAGAAGGCUUGAAUAUUGGUGCCCUUCCAUCACUGACCACUUGGUUUUCUAUUUCUGUGUACCCUAAGUACUUUAACACUUGAGGAAAUAUGCAGACUUGGUAUUAUGCUUAGAGAUAAACUUACUACACCUCUAAUUCUACAAAAAAUACAAUACUACAACUAGCAGCCGCCUCACUUCCUUAGCUUAGCAUUGAAAUUGAAAAGAGAUAACCAGGCUUUAUGCAAAAAUGGAAAUCUGCCUAACAAGGUGAAUACAUAUCUUGCAUAGUUGAUCUGUAGAAAAGACAAAGUAUAAGGCAUUUGCCAGUUUUUUAGAUGUACCAUCAGCAGAAGAUAAAAGUGAAAUUGCAGCAUUUCAAAUCUUACAUUUGUGCGAGGUGAGGUGACUGCUAGCUGGAGCUGUGUAUUUAUUGUGCGAGUGCAGAAGCCUUCAGUGGACAAGCAACUUUAUGUUGUAUUAUCUCUGAUUUGCUGAGAUAAUGACUAUAAUCUGUUUUUUUCACCCUGGGACCCAAAUUGAUGUUUGUUAUCUCAGGAUUUUAAAGCUGGUUUUCAUUUUACAGCGAUGAAACUAUCUACAUCCGCCGUCCUGAGAUAAUGAGAAAAAUAAAUUGGAGUCUUAAGACAACUAAAGUAAACCUGUUAUGGGAAAACCAAUGAUAUAGAGACAUGGAAAUGUUUUGUUACCACAGGAAAAUGGAGUAAAGGAUUUGUAAGUAGGCAUGUCCACUUGAGGCUUCCAUAUGCAUUACAGUGGUGUGAAACUAAUGACUAAUCUAAUACAGUAACAGUAAACAAGCAUAUUUCCACUACCUAACAUUUCUGCGUCCUCUUUGGGUGCCUGGCUGGUGUGGUUCAGACAGCUCUGUUCAAAGGUUGUAGAAAGGCUGGUUUCAUUGUGUGAUGCAAUCUGAAAGAGGUGUACACACACUCCUUUAUCUGUUAUUUCAAUGGGAUUGUGGCAGACUAGAAUGUCCCAAAGGAGAAACCCUUUCUGUCUUUCAGGGAAUAAAACUCGUGUCUCCUUUAGGUGUGUGCCCCUCUACAAAGGUUUUUAUUUUAUCUUUAAAGCUGUUAUCUCUGACCUUUCUUCCAAGGAAGACCUUGGGUGGAAAACCAGCUCAUUUUUGAUAUUACAAUUCGGCAUUUCUUAUGAUGAUGCCAACGUGUUAAAUGUUUAGAUAAAGCCAAAUAAGGAGACACUUGUCAGUAUAAUAUGGUUUAGCUUGGUGAAUCAGCCCUUCGCUUAAGGUCCAACAUUUUUUAAAAAGUUGCUAGUCUCAUCAGGAUCACGCUAUGACAUGCCAGACCGUACAAUGUAAUUUACAAACAACUCCCUCUCCUUGGUUUUACUCAAGAAAGGGGUUAAUCAAAGGUCAGGAUGAUGUGUGCUCUGUUUCUUUUUUGUAAGAAUUGAUGGAAAAAGCCACAACACAGCUGCUGGAGUUGUACGCAACUGUGUGCCCUGUGGAAGAAAAUCCCCUUCUGCCAUUCGCAGGUCCCAAGCAAUCCCUGUGCAGCACUGGUCCAGUGUGUGAAGGGACUGACAGACAAGUUUUGACUGUCUGUGGGUUUUUUCCUCCGGACUCAAGUCCACAUGUUCUCUUUACCCGCCCAAGAACCACACUGGAGGGCUUCAGACUGCACAACAAGCUCCUACAGGAGAGCUCGUGAUGUUUUCGCCACUAUGGUCUCACUCUUCACUCAGCAAACUGUUAACAAUAUUCCUGGAUGUCAUUAUUGUUUGCGAUAUAAUAAAAGACAAAAAUCAGCAACUGU